Messenger RNA from Seminavis robusta, 750 nucleotides. NCBI's taxonomy places the organism in Eukaryota, Bacillariophyta, Bacillariophyceae, Naviculales, Naviculaceae. The record is from the annotation of a GenBank genome assembly.
AUGGUGGAUAUUGUGGAACAUCCUCACAUGUUCUCCAGAAACCUCACCUAUGUGAAGGCAGCAACAGUCAAGCUGGCAGCCAAGUAUGACAGCUGGGACAAUGAGAAUGACUACAGCUUUCGCACUCACCUAUUGGACUGCAUUGACCCGGAGCUACAUGAAGCAGUGUCUGGAAUCCAGGACAUCGGUGAUCACAGUCUUGUUACCUGGAUCAAACUCGUUCAACAAUGGUCCAUUCUGACUGCUGAAAAAUCCCACAAAAUCAUCAGUGAAGUCAAUGCAUUCACUCUGCAGCAGUGUCCAGCAUUGGACAUGUCAUUGGGAAUUCAACAGCUUCGCCCAAGAAUCCAAGCCCUUUGUGAUACACGGGACUAUGACCCAAAGCUUCUCUACACCUUUCUUGAGAGUUUGCAUGGUGCCUAUCCAGUUAACAACAAACAUCAUCUUGAAUGGUGGACCAUGAUUUUGGAUCGGAUCCUCACUCCAUUGAAGAAGGCUUACAAGCAGUGCAAGGAAGAGACGUUCUUGAAUGGUUUCGACAUUGAGCUCUUCCUCUUGAGAGAGACACGCGAGGAUGGGUCGUGCAAAGGUUUGGAUCAUAAGAGCAUUUUGGACACUCUGUUGGAGUAUUACAUGAUUGCAGUGAAUGAGGAGAAAUGGCCAGCCACAUCAGGACCCCAGGACUCAGGCAGUGCUCCCAUGUCCUUUGGUUCCUCCUCUUGUUCCUCACCACUGUUGGACCAACUCUUG